AUACUGAUGUACGCAUAGGCCUAACGCUAAUAUAAAAGUACAAGCUCAACAACUUAAAAGCAGGAUGUAGUUUUAAAGCUAAAAUAGUUAUGUUGACGUUGUUCUGGGGUACAUUAUGGAGUUAUAUUUUAGAUUAUUUAUAUUUCGUAAAUUGUUAUAUGCUCUGAUAAUUCAUAUACUGUGUUAACUAAAACGAAGAUAAAGAAAAUAAAAAAUAGGAAAACUGGACGUAUCGUAUUAUUACCACUACCAGGAUGGAUGUCAUACAAGAUGUAGAGAGAAAGAGAAGGCUGCAAGAACUGGAGGAACGGUUGGUGGACCAUAUGUCAGAAAUAAACAUUGACGGUUUACUGGACACAGUGCAAGCUCUGAUCUUAGACUGUGAUCAUCUUGCUCUAAGAAGAAUGAAAAAUUUUGAAAGUUUCUUAAAUAGAUAUGAAUUACCUGGAAGGAAUGUAGUUAGUUGUCGAAUGAAGCCAAGUGACUUCAUCGUGAUUAAAACUAUUGGAAGAGGAGCUUUUGGUGAAGUUCAGCUGGUCCGACAGAAGUCUACAAGACAAGUUUAUGCAAUGAAACUCCUUAGUAAGUUUGAAAUGAUUAAAAGAUCUGACUCUGCAUUUUUCUGGGAAGAACGUUUUAUUAUGGCACAUGCCAACACAGACUGGAUAGUGAAGCUACACUUUGCAUUCCAAGAUAGUAAAUAUCUUUACAUGGUGAUGGACUAUAUGCCUGGUGGUGAUUUAGUCAAUCUAAUGAGCAACUAUGAUGUACCAGAAAAAUGGGCCAAGUUUUAUUGUGCUGAAGUGGUUCUAGCUGUGGAUGCCAUUCAUUCCAUGGGCUUUGUUCACAGAGAUGUGAAGCCUGACAACAUGUUGCUGGACAAACAUGGACAUCUCAAGUUGGCAGAUUUUGGAACCUGCAUGAGAAUGGAUCAGGAUGGUCUUGUGAGAUCUGACACAGCUGUAGGGACCCCUGACUAUAUAUCUCCUGAAGUCCUCAAAUCCCAGGGAGGAGAAGGGUUGUAUGGGAGGGAGUGUGAUUGGUGGUCUGUGGGUGUCUUUUUAUAUGAAAUGUUGGUUGGUGAUACUCCUUUCUAUGCUGAUUCUCUAGUCGGUACUUACGGAAAAAUUAUGGAUCACAAAAACUCUCUCCACUUUCCUGAAGACAUUGAAAUCUCCACAGAUGCUAAAAUGCUUAUAUGUGCCUUUCUCACUGACAGAUCACAAAGAUUAGGAAGAAAUGGUAUUGAUGAAAUUAAAAGACGACGUUUUUUUCACAAUGACCAGUGGACAUUUGAAAACAUCAGAGAAUGUGUACCACCAGUUGUACCUGAACUGGCAAGUGAUGAUGACACCAGUAACUUUGAUGAAAUAGAAAAAGAUGAUAGUUCAGAAGAAAGUUUUCCACCACCAAAAACUUUUGCAGGCAACAAUCUCCCAUUUAUAGGUUUUACAUACUCAGGGGAUUACCAAUUGUUAUCAGGAAAACGAAAACACCAUGAAGCCAUCGAUGAAUCUUUAUCCCAAGAUGUAAGAAACAAACUGGAGAGCCUAGAGAAUGAGUUAUACAACUUAAGAAAUCAAAAUGAAGAACUUGAACAAAAGUAUAGAAUGUCAUUAACCCAGAUGGAGAAAUUUGCUCACCAAGAGAAUACGAUCUAUAGUAUACGUAAUGAAAACCGAGAAUUAGAAAAGGAUAAUGCAUUACUCAGACAUGACCUCAGAGAGGUGCAGAGAAAGCUAGAAAAUGAAAUUGAAAGUAAAAGAAAAGGAGAAGUUAAACUGCAGGAGUUACGAACCAAAUUAGAACAAGAGCAAGGUUUACGGGUUCAUCUUUCUUCCUCUUCGCAGCAGGCUUCAGAUAAAGUUGCUGCUUUUGAAAAACAAAUCCGUGAACUUAAUGAGAAAUUGAAAAUGGAAGCUGAAAAUAACAAUAAACUAAAGAAAACUAACAAUGAACUUUCUCUGAGCAAUGCAUCUAAGGAUCAAACUGUUCAGGAACUUAAUGAGAAGUUGGCAGCUGCUCAGAAUACGAAGAUUUCCCAGGAGAGGGAAAUCGUUGAACUGGAGACUAAGAUAGAGAAGGAGAGGAGCUCACGUUCACAAGCUUCUGAUAGAUCUCAGGAGCUAGAAAACCAAAGACAAGUUUUGCAGCAAGAAAUAGAACGAUUACGGGAACGUGAGGCUACUUAUACUUUGGAAAACCAAAAACUUAAUGACAAACAUAUUGAAAUGGAAAAACAACGUGCCAUGCUUGAGCUUGAAGUGAAAAAUCUUCAAAAUAAAUAUGAGCAGGAAGCAGCCACCCACCAGGAAGACAUUGCCAACUUCACAGCAGACAAGAAACGACUCCUGUCCUCAACAGAAGAAGCCAAUAUGGAAGCCAUACAGUCUUUGAAAACCAAGCUGAGUGAAGAGAAGAACCUUCGACAAAAAGCAGAGUCCAUCAGUCAGGAGAAGGAGCGGCAAAUAUCAAUGUUGUCUGUAGAUUACAGGAGUUUACAGCAGCAAUUACAAAAAGUUGAGGGAGAGUGCCGACAGGAAGUGGAUAAGGUUAAAGCUCUAACAAUUCAGUUGGAAGAUGAGGUACAAAAACGCAAUGGAUUGCAGGCAGAGAUGUCAGCUCAACUGACUGACUUAAACCUAACCAGGAAUCGGGAAAGACAACAGACCAAAGAAGUUCUAGAACUGAGGGAAUAUGUGAAAAAUUUGCAGGAAGAACUGAAAGAAACUAAAAUUUCCAAGAGUUCUAAUGAAUUCCAUAUGAAGGAUCUACAAGACCAACUAGAGGCUGAACAGUACUUCUCAACUUUGUACAAAACACAGGUAAAAGAAAACAAAGAAGAAUUAGAAGAAAAAGAACGAGUUGUUCAAGAACUUCAAGAAGAAAGGGAUGGCCUGUUGCAUCAGUUGGAGUUAGCCAAUGCUCGGGCUGAAUCUGAAGCACUGGCUCGCAGAAUUGCUGAGGAAACUAUCUCUGAUUUAGAGAAGGAGAAGAUGAUGAAAGACAUAGAAAUCAAAGAAUUGAUAAGUAGACAUCGCAUCGAUCUUUCCAACAAAGAUGUUGUUAUUUCAUCUAUAAAAGACAAAGAGGCUGACAUUAAAAAAAAUCUGGAACAAAUCUCAAAAGAAAAAGAUGAACUUAAUGACAAAUUGAAGAGUACAUUUGAAGAGUUGAAAAACACACUUAACCAAUCUCAAGGUACAGAUGGCAAGCUUGAUCAACUUCAGAAACAGCUUAAUACAGAGAAGAUGCUGAAACAACAGGCUGUCAACAAGCUAGCUGAGAUAGUGAAUAGAAAAGACUUCUCAGGUAAAAUGAAGAACAAGGCUAACGCAGCAGAUCUUCGUCGCAAAGAGAAAGAAUGUCGGAAACUUCAACAAGAACUAACACUUGAAAGAGAUAAAUACAACCAGAUGGUGACCAGAUUCCAAAAGGAAUUGGCAGAAAUUCAAACAACCCUUGUAGAAGAAACUCAGAUUAAGAACAAGCUUCAGAUGGAAUUAGACUCUAAGGAUUCAGAAAUAGAACAACUUCAACAGAAACUGUCAUUGUUUUGUAGUGAAACAGCAAGUAUUAACAGUGGUCCCGAUAAUGAGACAGAUGAUGGAAUUACUGAAGGCUGGUUGUCAAUACCAAGUAAACAGAACAUCCGUAGGCAUGGAUGGAAGAAACAGUUUGUUGUUGUUAGUAGUCGGAAAAUUCUCUUCUACAACAGUGAGGCAGACAAAGCUAAUUCUGACCCAACUGUUGUAUUAGAUCUUAGUAAACUGUUUCACGUACGUUCUGUUACUCAAGGUGAUGUAAUACGUGCUGAUGCCAAAGAUAUUCCUCGUAUAUUUCAGUUGUUAUAUGCUGGGGAAGGAGAAAGCAGAAAGCAAGGAGACACCAGCCUUCUUCCAGAAGUUCAAUUACCCAAAGAUCUAAUGCAGCCAGGAACAUUCGACCACAAAGGCCAUGAGUUUGUGUCUAUCAGCUUCCAUAUGCCAACAACAUGUGAAGUGUGCCCACGGCCAUUGUGGCAUAUGUUCAAACCCCCACCUGCACUAGAGUGUAGACGGUGUCGAGUAAAAGUUCAUAAAGAUCACCUGGACAAAAAGGAAGAAGUUAUAGCACCAUGUAAGGUAAACUAUGAUCCGAAUUCAGCUAAAGAAAUGUUAUUGUUAGCAAGCACUGUGUUGGAACAACAGCUGUGGGUUUCUCGUUUACGUAAAAAGAUAGAAAAGUGUGGAUAUGCAGCCAACCAGGAAACUCGAGCAUCUCCAAGGUCAUCAAUGAGGUCGACAAACAAAUACCAACCCCAGAAGUCCUCUACCUUACCUCCUUUUGGAUAUUCAGCAUCAAUGAGAAAGUGAAAUUAAUACAAACUUAAGAAUGAAAACACUUCAUAGUGUCUUUCUUGUGCAUUUUAUGUAAAACAAAACAUACUGUGAUCAGCCAGAUUACUAGGUGAAGUGUGCCAUAGUUGUUUGGCAGAUUGAAUCUUUAAGAAGAAUCUUACUGAUCAGCCAGGUUGCUAGAUCAUUAUGUUGAAGAUAGCAUUAAUUGUUUAUAUUUUAAGAACAGUCGGGUACAAUUUUCUGUUUUAUUUUAAUUGCUAUGCAAAAAGAGUAUUAUUUGAUGCCAUACUUCAGUAAUGUAAUGACAGUUGCUGCUGGCACAUAAUUCUGAGGUUUUAAGUGACUUUAAAUAACUAUUCAUUGCUAUUAUAACAGUCUUGUACAGUAAUGCAUUAAUAACAGUUUCAUAUGUUUUAAGAGAUUAUUUUAUGAGGUAUUUAAGACUGCCUUAAAAUAAGUAAAUGUUCAGAAGAUAAAACAGUGAUUCACAUAAUGUCAUUAUCUUGGCAUAUUUCAGUUCCUGCUGCAUUAGGCUUUGUCAAAGUUGUAUGGUAUGUUGCUAUAGUAACUAGGCACUCAGAACUUGAUUAUUUAGGAUGUAUUUUUUCAGUAACUGCACAUUAAUACCUAAGAUUAUCCUGUCUUUCAAAACUAAUUGAGUUAGGUUUGUAGAUUCUUAUCAACUCUUAGGCACAUCUACUAAGUUCAUUAUGUACUUAUAGAACAUGUACAGGUGUUCCUCAAAACUCGGAUAAGAGGCUGAUAAUAAAAGUACAUAAUAGUAAAUUCUUAGAUGUUAAUAUAUCACAUACAUCUUAAAAUUAGAAGAAUUUGUUAUUUUUGCCCUUAGUCCACAAAUUUGAAACCACCAUCUUUUCAAAUAUUUAAAAACAUAGUUUGUUGCCAAGCGUGAGACGGGUCUGCCCGGGUUUGGGACAAGCUUAAGAUUUAUUUUUAUCUUUCAAACAGAAACAGCUGUUUGCAUCAUUGCAAAC
Limulus polyphemus (Atlantic horseshoe crab) is the source of this 5335-nucleotide messenger RNA. Its product is annotated as rho-associated protein kinase 2-like. Gene Ontology annotation, cellular component: cytoplasm; cytoskeleton. NCBI's taxonomy places the organism in Eukaryota, Metazoa, Arthropoda, Merostomata, Xiphosura, Limulidae. Bases 255 to 4355 code for a protein of 1366 amino acids. The transcript has 34 exons. Gene Ontology annotation, molecular function: ATP binding; Rho-dependent protein serine/threonine kinase activity; small GTPase binding. Gene Ontology annotation, biological process: mitotic cytokinesis; cortical actin cytoskeleton organization; regulation of cell junction assembly. The record is from RefSeq and is a predicted model, not a curated record.